AUUAUAUAAAUAAAUACGAAACUUUGCGGCAACGAAGCUUCUCCGUGCUCCGUCGAGGUGAGUCCGGCGAGGCCAGCCGCUAUACUAGUCACGUUUGAGGUUUUGCCCGCCUCCAUGGCUAGGGGAAAUCAUCAGGGCCACUCGUGGGCCGUGGCCGCCGGACUUAAUGCCGCUCUGGCUGCAGUCUCCGCCAAGUUUUUUGCUUCGCUGGUACAACUACUUAAUCUCUACCCUCUCCUCCAUUCUUCUGCCUCCUUCCAAAUCCUUUGCACGAUUAUUUGCCACAGUCUAUAUAUCGGAUCCUCCAGCCAGGAGACGCCUUUUGCUUUCAUUUCCUUUGAUCCUAUCCACUCUUCUUAUCAGACAAGUGUACCAGAUAUCGAUGUAAGAAAGUUUCUUAGAUAUGGCCUAGUCUUAUUCUUCAAUGUGACAAUGUGGGGUUGCUAUAUCAAUAGCCUUAAAGCGCUUUCAUCUCUCCAAGCUACAGUUACAAACUUUGCAACUAACUUCUUAUCUUCAGGUGUAGCAGGGUUUUUUCUCUUUCAGGAGUCGCUUCCUUCUCGGUGGUUUGCAGGUGCAUUUUUUAUCAUCAUUGGGGUUUUUAUCCUCAGCAAAUCAAAUAUUGAAAAGAAGCCAAGCCAAGAUUAAGAACAGCAGAUUCGUAAAACUUGUGUUUUUUUUUUCUUCUUUACCUUUUGCUCGUUUUGAAGACAGAUAGCAUCUGUUAAAUUGUGCAUUUUAUAUUGAUGACUCAUAUGGAUUUGAAUUUUUAAUAUCGUUUCAAACUAGAGCACAUAACUGAUUUGUACUUAUAAUCGGGUCUAGUGGAUGUUAUGGAUUCAAAUCCCAAAAA
Molecule: messenger RNA, 853 nt
Organism: Dendrobium catenatum
Lineage: Eukaryota; Viridiplantae; Streptophyta; Magnoliopsida; Asparagales; Orchidaceae
Exons: 4
Coding region: 115-648 (177 amino acids)
Cellular component (GO): membrane
Source: RefSeq, a predicted model, not a curated record